ACUAUCAUCAGAUCAGCAUUCAGCAAUACCAAGGAGCAAUAUGAAGAUAUUAUUCUUUGUGUUGUUUUGUAUCUCUGCCAUCUUCUUUAACUCUUGCCUUGGAAAAUCUGACAAUCAUAAAGUUUACAUUGUCUAUAUGGGGGCUGCAGCUCCAUCCAGCAAUGGCGCCAUGCGGAAGGAUCAAGCUCAACUCAUCACCUCACUGCUUAAAAGGAACGGGAACGCAUUGGUGUACACCUACACAAAAGGCUUCUGUGGGUUUUCAGCCCGGUUGACGGCGGAAGAAGCCGGAUCAAUUGCUCAAAAUCCCGGAGUGGUGUCUGUUUUUCUUGAUCCAAUUUUGCAUUUCCAAACAACCCGUUCGUGGGAUUUCCUGGAUUCCAUUUCUUCUAAAAAAAUCUCACCCACCAGCCUCCGCAAAUCAAAUGCCGCCGCUCAACCAUUAUCUUCUAGUGAAGUAGACACCAUAAUAGGGAUCUUGGACUCAGGAAUAUGGCCUGAAUCUCCUAGCUUCAAUGACAACGGCAUGGGACCAAUCCCUGCCCGAUGGAAGGGGAAGUGCGAGGAAGGCGAUGAUUUCAACUCUUCCAACUGCAACAGGAAACUAAUCGGGGCACGAUAUUACCCGGAUUCUUUAGACGUCCCGUCGGCGAGGGACAAUAUGGGACACGGAACCCACGUGGCGUCCACGGCAGCAGGAUCAUUGGUUGAUGACGCAUCGUACUACGGCCAGGCUGGCGGGACGGCCAGGGGUGGGUCCCCUACUUCGAGAAUUGCCAUGUACCAUGUUUGCGAGUAUUUCGGAUGCCCAGGAUCGGCGAUCUUGAAAGGCUUCGACGAUGCUAUUGAGGAUGGCGUGGACGUGUUGUCGCUGUCGCUGGGCGGAGGGGGUGGAGAGAAACCCGAUUUCUCCGACGAUGUUAUCGCCAUCGGCGCGUUCCACGCCGUCGAGAGAGGCAUCGUUGUUGUCUGCGCCGCCGGUAACGAUGGCCCGUACAACAGUAGUCUCACCAACGAUGCUCCCUGGAUUUUCACCGUCGCCGCCUCCACCGUAGACCGCGAGUUUCAGUCACAAAUCCUCUUGGGCGACAACACAAUCAUUAAGGGCGAGGGAAUUUAUAUCGGAAAACUGAAGAAAAGUCCGGUGUAUCCAUUGGCAACAGGGGCAUUGGUUAAAUCGGAGAGUGCUACUGAAACUGAUGCCAGGGAUUGUUUACCCUUGUCAUUAGACCCUAAGAAGGUGAAGGGGAAGAUUAUUAUGUGCGAAACUCGCAACCCGACUUCUUACAUUGGGGAUAAGAUAAAUGAGGUGAAAAAUGGGGGCGGGGUUGGAGUAAUACUCACAAACGCCGACCCCGAGGAGAGGAUCAUGGCCGUUAAAUUUGGUGGUUUUCCGGGAUCCCUAAUCGAAGAAAAGGAAGCCAACCAGGUUUUCAGCUACAUCAGCUCAACCAAGAAUCCCGUGGCGACCAUCCUCCCAACCAUGACAGUGACAGGAGGUAAACCCGCACCUGCAGUAGCAUACUUCUCAUCGAGAGGACCAUCGCUUACGAGUGUGAAUCUUCUCAAGCCGGAUAUUUGCGCACCAGGGGUUGACAUUUUGGCAGCGUGGCCUGACAUUGAUGGGGAAGAGAUUAUCCCCGUCAAGACUCAUUCAGGAUACAACCUAAUCUCCGGGACUUCCAUGGCCUGUCCACAUACCUCAGGGAUUGUUGCAACAGUGAAGGCACAAAAUCCAAGUUUCAGUGUUUCUGCAAUCAGAUCAGCCGUUAUGACCACAGCCACGCAGACAAACAAUUUUAAUGCGCCAAUAACGACAACAGAUGGAGAAAUUGCCACCCCGUAUGAGAUUGGCGCGGGAGAAUUAAACCCCACUGCAGCAUUAAAUCCCGGGCUAGUUUACGAAACUGAGAUUGCAGAUUACCUGCAGUUCCUCUGUGCAACGGGGUACAAUACAUCUCAGAUUCGGCUCAUCUCGUCAACUGUCCCCAAGGGCUUCAAGUGCCCCAAGAAGUUGACAGAAGACAUGAUCUCCGACAUGAACUACCCAUCCAUUGCAGUCUCUGAUCUAAAGGAAGGUGUUCCUAAGGCAAUCACAAGAACUGUUUGCAAUGUUGGCCCCGAAGAAUCAGUGUACACUGCAACAAUUGAAGCACUGGCAGACAUUGAGGUCACUGUAACACCAAAUAAAUUGGUGUUUACAAAACAAGAGAAGAAGCUAAGUUAUACUGUGACCUUUACGGCUUCAUCAUCCCUUAAGAGAGACACGUUUGGGUCAAUUACAUGGACUAGUGGAAAGUACAAAGUUUUUAGUCCAAUCGUUGUAAGUAAGUGUAUUGUGUAAGGGAGUAUCAGUUAAGGGACAGAUUGCUAGACAUGUGAACUGAUCCCUAAAGUCCAAAAACAUGUUACACAUCAAUGAAUAAAUUUUUGUUUUAAGA
Ipomoea triloba (trilobed morning glory) is the source of this 2441-nucleotide messenger RNA. RefSeq names its product CO(2)-response secreted protease-like. Gene Ontology annotation, molecular function: serine-type endopeptidase activity. Gene Ontology annotation, biological process: proteolysis. The transcript is spliced from 9 exons. Bases 41 to 2344 code for a protein of 767 amino acids. NCBI's taxonomy places the organism in Eukaryota, Viridiplantae, Streptophyta, Magnoliopsida, Solanales, Convolvulaceae. The record is from RefSeq and is a predicted model, not a curated record.